Messenger RNA from Monomorium pharaonis (pharaoh ant), 5258 nucleotides. Its product is annotated as protein zyg-11 homolog B. The record is from RefSeq and is a predicted model, not a curated record. NCBI's taxonomy places the organism in Eukaryota, Metazoa, Arthropoda, Insecta, Hymenoptera, Formicidae. Gene Ontology annotation, cellular component: Cul2-RING ubiquitin ligase complex. The transcript has 10 exons. Bases 826 to 3186 code for a protein of 786 amino acids.
CCCGAAGGGAUGAAGGAGGGAGGUCCGAGGGGAAGGUCCCGUUCUUUCGUACGAGAAUCAAUGUUCCUGAUUCUCCUCUCGUGCGCAGGGGGGGGGGGGGGGCAGCCGAAAUCAGCUGGGCUGACGCGGAGUGCACGCACGCUCCGAUCAGUUCCGAUCGCCGUCGUCGCCGCGCUCGUCUCGCUCCGCCCCGCACCGCACGGUAUCGCAUCGCGAUGACAGCGACGAUAACGAUGACGACGACGACUACGACGAUACGGUUGCACUCUCUUUUUUUUGAUCUGUUUUGACAUUUGGCGAGUCAAUAUGGCGUCCGCAUCACAGAUGACAGUCCGCGAGUCCUUGCUGCGGCUGCCUUAGCAGGAAGUCCGCUCCGCGAAGUGUGGACCGUUCGUGACGCUCGUCCUCGGACCAUCCGACACUCGACGGCCAACGACAAUCGCGAAACCGCAACUCGCUCAUCUCUCGACCUCGGUGUGCGACAAGUGGCGUGUUUGCGACCAGUGUGUGUGCGUGUGUCGAGCAUUUCUCUCUCUCUCUUCGCUUCCGCGUGUGGAAUUUUAUUAUUAUGUAAUCGUUAUAUCUGAAAUCCUGUUAGUCCGAGCGGGAUUACCCUCGCUCGACCCUUUAACUCGCUGACGCUCGAUCGCGCGAGGAAACGUACACGCACGCUUGUCCGUUGUACAGUUAACUCUCACGUAGCUGAGCAACGUUAUUUUCACGUACAGGACUGUGAAUACACGGAUGGCCAGGGCUCUCUAAAAAGAAUUGAUAGGACAUUUAAAGAGCUAGAGAUUAUUGUACGGAUGACAGCAGAAACGUAAGAUGUUCGAGUCUCCGAGAAGUCUGCAAGAGGUUUGCAUUGACUUUAUCUGCGAUAACAUUCUCGGCCUGUGCAAGGUUCAGCCUAGUGAUACAAAUUCUCUCAAUACUUUGAGUAGUAGUGCUGUCUCUGAUCAACAAGAUACCUGUACACUGAACAGUAAUAGCACUGAAGUUGCUUUUGAUACUACAAUAGGUAGAACAUCGUUUAACGAUGCUCCCACCAGUACAGCAACUCGGCUUACCUUUAAACAUCCAGAUGCCUUCUUGCCGACUGAAAUGUCAGAGCAAUUAUUAUCCAACUUAUGUGAGAAGAAAACAUUAUCAGAUUUAACCAUUACACUUUUUGACUCAAAGACCACUAGAUUAAGGCAUGUAAGAUUGAAAGAUGCAUCCACAUUGUCAGCUAAAGGUUUAAGCGUCCUUAAGCAACAUAAAAUUGUAGAUUUAAUAGUAAAUGGUCUGAAAAUCACUGUUAAUGAUUUAAUUAGCUGUUUAGGCGAUUGGAGUAUACAAAAUCUUAGAUCGCUAAGCGUAGCUAAAGGAAGCUUUAUGGAUUUUUCAAGACAACGCAUGGUAGAUAUCGCAACAUUAAACAAAUUAAAAGCACUUCAUACCUUGAAUGUCUCAGGAACAGAAUUUAAUAAACAUGGCUUGGAGAUAGUAGUCGAAGAUCUUCCCCUUUUAGAAAGCUUAGAUAUAUCUUGUACAAGAGUUGACGAUAUAACACCAUUAAAAAAAUGUAAAGAUCGUUUAAAGACAUUAAAUAUGUAUAAUUUAAAGAUAAGUGGAUGUGGAAAUUUAAUACCAGUAUUGCUGGAGUUAAACGAGUUAAGGCAUUUAGAUAUUUCCGAUGGAAAAGAUCCACUUGGUUUUGAAGUUUUUGCACCUGCUAAACCAAAAAUCACAGACUUUUUGAGAACUUUAAGAAAGAAAAGUUGUAUGCCACAUUUAACAACUUUAGAUUUAUCAGGUAAUGAUGACAUAAAUCCAAAGGAUUUAAAAAAUUUUAUUGCAUCACAUGUACAUCUGAGGUUUUUGGGACUGGUACAUUCUGAUGCUUGUUACGAUGAAAGUUUUACAGAUUUAACACAUGAAGAUUAUAGACCUAAACUUGUUAUCAGUGGUACAGCAACAGAAUCUCAAAUUUUGGAAGCCCUUAGGAGGUAUACAUAUAGACCAAUAUACCUUCAAAAGUGUCUAUUUAACUUAUUUCGCUUAACACCAAACUUUCUUGAACCACGGGUCGAUGUGAUAAAAUUAGUGUUACCUGGAAUGAGAGAGCAUCCACAGGAUUUUCGUGUACAAAUGGCAGCUACUGCUUGUAUCUAUAAUCUCACAAAGGGUGAAUUAGCUCUCAUGAUUCAUCCGUCGAUACUUAAACAAAUAGUCGAACUAACGUUAUUAGCAAUGGAAUCAUAUCCAACUAAUCAUCAACUUCAAAAGAACACGCUGUUGACCUUGUGUAGUGAUAGAAUCCUACAGGAUGUUACAUUUGAUAAAUAUAGAUGUGCAAGAUUAGUUAUGAAUUGCUUAUCAACAUUUGAUGAUGCAUCCAUGAAUCGGAUGUCUGUGGCUAUUUGCUCAAUAUUAGCAGCAAAAAUAUCGACGUUGGAAACGUCUAUGCUUGGUGCACAGCCCCAAUAUAUGUUGAAAUUGCUUGCAAUGGUUAGAUCUAAAGUUGAAUCCAAAUUAGUAGAUAUUACAAUGAAGUUUACAUUAAGCGCUCUAUGGAAUUUAACGGAUGAGAGUGCUGCUACAUGCAAGGUUUUUCUUGAUGAAGGUGGAAUGGAGUUAUUUCUUGAAGUACUGGAUAGCUUCCAAGGAGAAUCUAGUGUGGAAACUAAAGUUCUUGGUUUAUUAAAUAACAUAGCAGAGGUUGAUCAUUUGAGACCACGACUUAUGCAGCCUCGGUUUAUAAAAAUGCUUUCUACGUUGCUCGAUUCCGAGCACAUUGAUGUAUCUUAUUUCGCAGCGGGUAUUGCUGCGCAUCUGCUUAGUGAUGGUUCUCGAGCUUGGUGUAAUAUGCCGUCACAACCUAGUAGGGUGCAAUUAUUAGAUCAACUGGUUCAUGCUGUAACUCAUUGGCAAACACCACAGGGAGAGAUGGUUGCCUAUCGUAGCUUCCAACCAUUUUUCCCACUGUUACGUUGUACAGAUGCAUAUCCAGUUCAACUCUGGGCAGUAUGGGCAAUUCAUCAUGUGUGCACAAAGAACCGUAAGCUUAAAAACAAAACGUUAUUGUAUAAUGUUGAUCAGAGAAGGAGGAGUAGAAACUUUAAAACAAUUGGAAAAAACGCAUACGGAAUAUACAACACUGCCGAAUUUGCAAAGUUUAUGUCAAUCAAUUUUGGAAACGCUUGAAUUGAAUUCUUAACGAUAGCUGUUGCUUUUCAAUUUGAAAGUUAAAUACCAUCAUGGUAUACUAGUCAAUGUUUAACUUCGUGCAAUCCUAUAUCCUGUUCUUUAGACCAAUGAAUAUAAAAAUUAUAUAUGGCCAUGAAUAAUUAUAUCACAGAGACAGAUUACAAUCAACAAAACAUAGAACACACAAACCAUAAAUAAGUCCAUGAUGAAUAAGUCCAGAAUAUUUUAAUUGCGAUUGAGUUAAUAUUGCGGUUGAAUUGAAGAUCUGAAUUGAGAAAUAAAGAUUUCUGUAUUACAAAGUGUUUUGUUACAUGUAGAAUUAAGUUCAAAAAUUAUUCAAAUUUAGAAAUAGUUGUAUGAAAUGGAUUAAUAAGUAUAUUUACUACUUUGAUAAAAUAACUUAUAAUAAUAAUAACAUGCAGAGAUAUUUAAAAAAAAUUAAUUUGAAAAGGAAGAAAAAAAUGUAAAAAUAAUUCAUCUAAUAAAAUGAUUAGACUUAUCAUUAUUGAUAUUUAUGGUAUGUUUUGAAGUUUUAUUUAUAAAUAAAUUUAAAGUUAUAAUUGUUGCAGAAAAUAGCAAAAUUAAUCAAUAUAUUAAUUUGUAAUGUUCCAAGAUAUACCUCUAUUUUUAUGAUUUAUUUAAUAAACGAUAAAAAUUAGCUUUAUGAUUUCUAUCUCAGAUUCUAGUCUAGUUAAUUGCAAUAGUAAAUGAGAAUUAAAAUUGUUUAAAUUAUUUUAAAUAUCUGUAAUUUGAACUUCUGUAAUUUGAACAUCCAUCUAUAGAUAUUUAAUAACUAAUAUAAGAGGAAAGCAUGCUUGUAUUAAAUUGUUUUGUACAAUUUAUAAAAUAAAAUUUAUAAAAUGCUUGUAAUUAAUAAAAUUAUGUUACUAUUUGAUUAGAUAAUUAAUUUUAUACAUUUACAUUAUGAAAAGAUGUACAAAAAAAAUUAUUUUUAGAUAUUUAUAUCCGUUUGUUAUAUUAUAACAGUUUGUAUAAUUUAAAAUCACAUAGACUAGAAUCUUUAACUAUGUAUUAUGUUAUACAUUUUUCAGAAAAUUAUGUUCUAAUCUUCAUUUUACAUUCAAUGAAGUGAUGGGACAUAUAAUAUAUGAAAUGAAUUAAAAUAAUUAUUUUGUUUCAUAUACCAUACUUUAGUAUUUCAAAUUCAGAUCUUCAAUUUAUUUUAAAAUCAGGAAUAUACAUUGAAUAUUGCCUACACUGAUGAUAUUUGUGUGUCUUGUUAAUUUGACAAUUGAAACAUAUGGUGAUAUUUCUCGCAAUAAUAUAUGUAAACAGUGAGAUAACGCAUUUUUCAGGCAGCGUAAAUUCAAAUACAUUGAUAACGAUUUUUCGGCUUUCAAUAAAAUCAGAAAUAUAUAUAUCGAAUAUUGCUAAUUCUGGAGUCAAUGCUGGAUGUUUAUUGUAAUUUUCAGCAAUUGUAUACGCGUGUGCACAAUAAUUUAUUGCUGAAAAUUAUAAUUUCCAGCUUAUGCACAUUGUGUCCCAACAACAAAGUUAUCAGUCUUGAAAUAGUCCUUAGCUGGUAUACAUAAAAUUACAAAUUAAAGUAUGUAUAAGCUUAAACUACUUGUCGUGUAAGUAUUGUGUUUCAAGACUGACGAAUUUAUUGGAGUUUGUAUGGAUUGGAAAUUUGUAAUUUUCAAGAAAUAUUAAUACACACAUGAACAUCCAAUAUUGGCAACAUUCGAUAUAUAUUUCUGAUUUUAAUUUAUUUGAGCGAAAAAUAUCAAAUGUAUUUCCAUCUGUUUUGUUGAUAAAUUUCCUUCGUAUUCUUAUUAUUAAAUUAAUUAAUAAUUAUUAAUAAAUAUUAAUAAAAACACCUUGAAAAUUGAUCAUGUGCAUAUUACAUGCCUUCAGAGAUUAUAUAAAAAUCAGAGUUUGUAAUAAGAGAGAAAUAUUAAUAUUAGAUUAUAUCUGUUAUUAAAAUAUUAUGAAUUUAUAUAAACGAAAUUUAUUCUUCUGAUAUCAUUACAUGUUGACACCUAAACUGUAAGAAAUAUCAAUUUGAAUGGUACUGAAUGUUAAUAAAUGCUAUACCAGUCUUUAUA